AUGGCAGAGUACAAGAGAAAAGAGACGAAUCUCAAUCCAGUUGUUCGUAUAAUGUUACGAGGUCUUUAUGACGAGGGCAGUCCUUGGCAUGUCUUGUUAGGAAUGCAUUAUAUCUUGAAGGCAAUAUGGCAGGACGUCCUGAUAUAUUACAAAUCGAAAAUCGCUAUUCCAUGCGAUAAUAGUGAAUUUUCUUUUGUAAAUUUCCUCGGCCAUUCUUCGGCCUUUAGAAGAGAUGGAAAACCGUUCGCCGAUUUAAGGUUUCCAGAAUCUCAGGACAUUAACAUCAACAUGAUGCCUUUUGUUAUGGCAAAAAGGUUCAAGGACACCAGGCUUCCCGAUUAUUUGAAGCAGUAUUUCGAGCAGAUCGUAGGUCCGUGUAUCGUGGAGAGUGAGCGGGGUAAAAUAGGAUACCUCACGAUCCACGAGUGCUUCGUGGAGAAGGGAACGUCGCAGAGAAGGCCGGGAAUACACACGGAGUCCCCCCGCGUUUUGAUGCUCAAAGGUGGCAAAGGGGAAUCAAAGGAAGAAUUCGAAGAAUGCCCGCUCAGUUGGGGAGGGGGCAUUGGAUCAAUCCAGUUGCAAGGUGGAAUUUACAUGGCUUCAAAUGUUGAAAAUUCGUGUAAAGUUUGGAAUUGCGAGAUACUGAAGCCUGAAGGUCGUAAUUCUCCAGAUGUUGUUGGUGAACAUGGUGACAUCGAGCACCUUCGUUCACUUCUUCCUGAAGAAUGUGAGACGAUGGAUGCGAACACAGUAUAUUGGAUGACAGAUCGUACGCCUCACGAAUCACUGCCGCUUAGCGAAGGGACCUAUAGGCAAUACUUUCGACUUAUCACCAGUCAGGUCUCAGGUUGGUUUGAAGAUCACUCCACGAAAAAUCCACUGGGAGUUGUCCCUGAUCCCAAAAUCACUAAAAUAAUCCGAGGUUCAAAGUUCGAUCCUGAUUCUUGCUUCAUUGUUGACACCGCCGCAGAAUAG
This is a messenger RNA of Dendronephthya gigantea, 975 nucleotides long. RefSeq lists its product as uncharacterized. The record is from RefSeq and is a predicted model, not a curated record. The transcript has a single exon. Bases 1 to 975 code for a protein of 324 amino acids. Lineage: Eukaryota; Metazoa; Cnidaria; Anthozoa; Malacalcyonacea; Nephtheidae.